Molecule: messenger RNA, 477 nt
Organism: Fragaria vesca subsp. vesca
Lineage: Eukaryota; Viridiplantae; Streptophyta; Magnoliopsida; Rosales; Rosaceae
Product: ethylene-responsive transcription factor 9-like
Exons: 1
Coding region: 1-477 (158 amino acids)
Biological process (GO): regulation of DNA-templated transcription
Molecular function (GO): DNA binding; DNA-binding transcription factor activity
Source: RefSeq, a predicted model, not a curated record
AUGAAGAAGGCGGCGGGGAGCGGCCGAUAUCGGAAGACGUCGUCGUCGAAUCAGCCGCAUUUUCGCGGCGUGAGGAGGCGGCCGUGGGGCCGAUACGCAGCGGAGAUUCGCAAUCCCUUCACCAAGUCGCGCAAGUGGCUCGGGACAUUUGACACCGCCGAGGAGGCGGCGCGUGCGUACGACGAAGCGGCACGGGGGUUCCGCGGCUUCAAGGCCAAGACGAACUUCGAUGAUCCGCCGGCGCCGAAGCAGCUGAAGCCGGUGAUCGGGGUAAAGGAAGUGUUUUGGACUCCUCUGGUGCGCAGGAGGGGCUAUGUUCCGGCGCCGGUGAGGUCGGAGUACAGAGGAUACGAGCUGGAGAAAUUGCGCGAGAUGAUGAGGAAGGAGGAGGAGAAGAUGAAGUUGGUGGCGGAGAGCGGUGAGAAGAAGAAGCCGUUACUCUUCGAUCUGAAUCUCCCGGCGGAUCAGUUAUUGUGA